This is a messenger RNA of Theileria equi strain WA, 348 nucleotides long. RefSeq lists its product as hypothetical. The record is from RefSeq and is a predicted model, not a curated record. Bases 1 to 348 code for a protein of 115 amino acids. The transcript is spliced from 2 exons. NCBI's taxonomy places the organism in Eukaryota, Apicomplexa, Aconoidasida, Piroplasmida, Theileriidae.
AUGGCUUACACAUCUUAUAAGUCACUAGGUUUUCUUGAUGAAUCUGUAGGAUUCUUAAUACUGGUAUUUUUACUUUAUUCAACAACCAGAUUAAUUAUUAAGCUUCCUCUUUCUAUCGUAUACUCCAUCGCAAUCCAAAUUACACUCUCUAUUGUAGCUUUCUGCUUAAUAAACUUUCACAAGUUUAUAAUACAUAUAAAUCAUCUCAUUCAUCCCAGAUAUGGAGCUAACAGAGGUCACAAUCACAUUGCUUUCAAAAAGGGCCUUCAGCCCAGCAAUGGUUCUAAACAAUAUCUUAUCGAUACUGAUCUUCUAAAAUCGAAUCCUAAUGGUAAAAUAGUUUCAUAG